GCGCAACGGAAACAUACUAUUAUUCUUCCAUCUCGACGUGUUGGACGACUCUCAUUUUGCAUUCGACGACCAGUUGGUGCGGUCGCGUCCGUCGUCGCAGUGCCACCGCCAUGCCUGCCGCCGCCACUGCUCCUGCUGAUAGGAACGAGUCAUCGUCUUCCUCUGCAUGUAUCUCCCCGUUUGACGACAUCCCACAACUCAAGACGUUUGAACGCGUGGUCAAGAUCGAACUGGACAACGUCCACGGAUGCGAAGAACAGUUCCUGCGCUCGUCCACAGGUCUGUCGUCGGAAAUGAAGGACCUCGGACACAAGUAUGGUCAGACGUACUUUUCGUUUGUCCUCGGCGGAGCGCUCUGUUCGUCGUCUCGACUCGGAGACCUCAAUCGUGACGAAGUGAUGGCACUCGCUACCGACAUCGUGCAUCGCAUGGUGAGUUCCCUGGACAAGUACGCUCCGUACAUCCUCCGCCUUGCGUGUGCAUACAUCUUGCGGGAGUUUGAAGUCGCAUUUCCCAACAGCACCCGCGGCACCACGAUUGUCGUCGGCGGGUGUCUUAUCCUUCGGCUCAUCUGCCCGACUUUAAUCAAGCCUGAGCUCAUGGGGUUCGAAGCCCAUACCCCGCACACGCUUCCGAACGCGAUUCUACUCGCCAAGCUGCUCCAACAUGCGAUGCGCGGCACCCACUUCGACGUCGCGUCCGACGACAUGUACUACGCGAACGAGUUUGUGUCCAAGACCAAGGAUCUGGUCUCGGCCUACUUGGGCGCGUUUCCCAGUACCCUCAAAACCAGCUCAAGUCUGGAUAAGCUCGAAGCCAACGAUCAAGACAGCGAAGUGCGCGCCGGUGACAGGCCGUACCUCGAACCGCCAGCGCUCCAUCGAUGGACAUCGGGGUCCAUCUCGUGGCACUCCAAGAGCCCGAACCACCUCCAUGCGUCGUCGUUCGGGACGAGUCCGAAGCGGAGGUUCAGUCUACGCAACCUGUUCAAGCCCAGGUCCUCGGAGCAGCAGCAGCACCUUCGGACCCCUCCGACCUCCUCCAUCACAUCGUCUCCCCCGCUGUCGCCGGCACAUCGAUGUCGGCAUUGCGGCAAGUGACGCCCAUGUUCGUUAGAUGUGUGUGUACCCUGUUUGGAAGCCCAGUAUUUAUUCUUCGUGAAACGGUCGAUAUUUUUGGAACAUGUUCUCCGGAUAUAGUAGAGGAGCAUACCGGAUAACAAUAAAACGCCUCGAAAAAGCGCGUUUUUUGCAAC
Aphanomyces astaci is the source of this 1255-nucleotide messenger RNA. RefSeq lists its product as hypothetical. NCBI's taxonomy places the organism in Eukaryota, Oomycota, Saprolegniomycetes, Saprolegniales, Verrucalvaceae. Gene Ontology annotation, biological process: regulation of GTPase activity. The record is from RefSeq and is a predicted model, not a curated record. The transcript has a single exon. Bases 111 to 1100 code for a protein of 329 amino acids.